Messenger RNA from Cordyceps militaris CM01, 1575 nucleotides. Its product is annotated as acetamidase. Lineage: Eukaryota; Fungi; Ascomycota; Sordariomycetes; Hypocreales; Cordycipitaceae. The transcript is spliced from 5 exons. The coding region runs from base 1 to 1575 and encodes 524 amino acids. The record is from RefSeq and is a predicted model, not a curated record.
AUGGAGACGGCUCAACAAAAAAUCGAGAGAGCUCGAGCAAGGCGCGAGACUGGCCUGGCCAAACUCGAGCCCAAGCUCGCAGGACUGCCCGCCCAGCUACCCCGCAACAGUCUGGGGCUGCCAAGUACGACUCUCACGGCCCGAGAGAUUGAGCUCACCGAGAAGUACGACGUUCUCGAGCUUCUGGCCAUUCUGAAAUCAAGAGAGGUGUCUGUCGAGGAAACAAACUGUCUGGUGGAGUUGAUGUGGGAUCAGGCCAUUGCCAGGGCCAAGCACCUCGAUGCGCUACCUGAGCCGCAGGGAGCCUUCUUUGGCCUACCUAUUUCCACAAAGGAGCACCAUGGCAUGGUUGGUGAAAACAUCAUCACUACGGCCUCUGUCAUCGCAUGGGUCGACCGCAAGCAUGGCUCUAAUCUGCUGUACGAUGACCUCUGGGAGGAGGGAUGUGUCUUUUACGCGCGGACGACUCAGCCACAAACCAUUAUGCAUUUGGAGACUGUCAGCAAUCUCUGGGGGAGAACAGACAACCCAUACAACCGUGACCUGACCGCAGGCGGAAGCAGUGGAGGCGAAUCCGCGCUGAUAGCCAUGCGUGGUAGUCUACUGGGUAUUGGUGGCGACAUUGGUGGCAGUAUUCGCUGCCCUUCCGCCUUUGUUGGCAUCUAUGGAUUCAAACCCUCGACGAAGCGCAUCACAGUCGCAGGCCAGAUUGGCCACAUGGCAGGGCGAGAGACUAUCUUCAGUACGCCUGGGCCCAUGACGGUGGACCGCAAGGCGAUGGAGCUUCUCAUGCGCGUGAUUCUCUCCAAGCAGCCAUGGCGCAAGGACCCUUCCAUUGUCCCCAUGCCCUGGACGCCUCACAAAUUCAGCAAGCCUCUCAAGAUCGCCGUGCAGUGGUGGGACGGUGUUGUCAAGCCCCAUCCCCCCAUCACCCGCGCUCUCAAGGAGGUGGUCGCCGCCUGCCAAAGGGCGGGUAUGCGCGUCGUGGACUGGGACUGCGAGAAGUUGGACCACAAGAAAAGCUGGGAAAUAAUUUCCGCGUUGUAUUGGCCCGAUGGCGGACUCGAGACACUGGACUGUCUUGAGAGUGUCGGGGACACUGUGCUUCCACUCACCAAAUGGGUCAUCCAGGAGCAACCCAGUGUGAAGAACAUGACACAGGCGGAGCUUUGGCAAUUAUGCUACACCCGCGAUGCGUAUCGUGUAUCCUAUGCGCAAGCCUGGAACGCGACCGCCAACGACGACGGCGAUGAAGUCGACGUGAUUCUUUGCCCUGCUAGCUUCGGUGCGGCCACCCCGCAUCAGCAAUCCAAGUACUGGGGAUACACCUCCCACUGGAAUACGCUCGACUACCCGGGUGCUGUUUUCCCCGUCACUACCGUCGACGCCUCCAAGGAUGCCAAGGAUCUUACAUACAAGCCUAUCAACGAGCAGGAUCAGUUCAUUUAUGACUUGUAUGAUCCUGAACUGUUUUCUGGAGCUCCUGUAGGUCUCCAGAUUGUUGGGCGAAGGCUCCAAGAAGAAAAGGUCCUUGCUGCGCUGGAGCUGGUUGAGCAGGCCAUGGGUCGCCCGUAG